AACACAGGGCAAUGUCCUGACAGUUUCUGCUAGAAAAAUCUCAUUUCAUGUUAACGGUCAGAAAUGGAGGACAAAGAAAACCCAGCUGGCUCUUAUAAGCAGCUAACCAGUCAGGAAGAAGCCACGGAAGAUGAACUUCCUCUUCACUCAAACCAAGAACAACAGCAAGUGACCCUGUCCACCCUGAGACCUGAAUCCAGUCUGAGUUACCACAAACCGCUCGCCGUCAGCCUGGCAGUGCUUGCUGUCAUUCUGUUAGCAGUUAAUAUCGGCCUGGGAGUCUACUACAGCAAGCUCACUAAUGGCAACAUUUUAAGAGACAUGAGCAGAGAGAUAGCCAAACUGCAGGCUUCUUACAACGCUGCAGUCCAAAGCAGGGAUGAAACCCAGAAACAGCUGGAGACGGAGCGCAAACAGCAGCAAGUCACCAAGUGGGAGUAUGAGCACCUGAUCAUGAGAAUCAAAGACUAUGAAAAGCAGGUGGAAAGAAUUCAGAUGGAAAUCGCAUCAGUGAAUUCCCACCUACCGAUGAUAAGAGAGGGCUGCAGACACUGCUUGGCUGGAUGGACUUUCUUGAGCUCACGCUGUUUCUACUUCCCAUUUUCCGACACAUUCUACCGCACGACGUGGCAGGAGGCCCGACAGUUCUGCCAGAGGCUGGGGAGCGACUUGGCCAUCAUAGACAGCAAAGAAAAAAAUAUGGCGAUAACUGAGCUGGUAAAAAAUAACCAGGAUUUCUCAAGGUCAUUUUACCAGAAUGGCUACUGGAUCGGACUGAGUGAUGCAGAAGACGAAGGAGUUUGGAAAUGGAUUGAUGGGAUGAGACUGAGUGAGGGGUACUGGAAUGCCGGGGAGCCGAACGACAGCAACAAUGAGGACUGUGCAGCCGUGUACCCCAAAGCCAACCCUUUCAUGUCCUGGAACGAUGCACCUUGCAGCUAUAACCUGAAGUGGAUUUGUGAAAUGUCACCAAAAGCCAUGGGUUAAUGAAAUUACUCUUAGAAAAACAGA
Nematolebias whitei (Rio pearlfish) is the source of this 1011-nucleotide messenger RNA. RefSeq names its product C-type lectin domain family 4 member M. The record is from RefSeq and is a predicted model, not a curated record. The coding region runs from base 64 to 987 and encodes 307 amino acids. NCBI's taxonomy places the organism in Eukaryota, Metazoa, Chordata, Actinopteri, Cyprinodontiformes, Rivulidae. The transcript is spliced from 6 exons.